UCAACGAUUAGUUUCCAAAAGAUUUUGUCGCAGAACACAAGAAAACGAUGGAACGGCUGCUUAUCUACAUUUUCACUAUAUUGUGCCUUGUGUCAACAAGUAUUGGAAAAAAAGGAUUCGGUCCUGGAGAACAAGAAUGGGGCUAUGUUGAAAUACGUCCCAAUGCAAAGAUGUUCUGGUGGCUUUUUUAUACUACAGCAGACCUUAAUAAAUCAUAUUACGACAAACCACUAAUUAUUUGGUUACAAGGUGGACCAGGUAGAUCUUCGAGCGGGUAUGGAAACUUUUUGGAACUAGGACCUCUUGAUAUGGAUUUGAAACCAAGGAAUUACACUUGGGUCGAAAAUUAUAAUGUACUCUUCAUCGAUAAUCCCGUUGGCAGUGGCUUUAGUUAUGCUAACGAUUCAUCGGCAUUCGCGACGACGAACGCUCAGAUCGCAAGCGAUCUUCUAAAAUGUAUACAAGUAUUCUACAAUGAAUUGCCACAAUUUAGGCCUGUCCCGACGUAUAUCGCCACUCAAUCGUAUGGUGGGAAAAUGGGCGCGGAGUUUGCGCUUGUCUGGUAUCGAGCUCAAAAACAAGGUACUAUUGAAAGUAAUCUAAAGGGGAUAUCACUUGGAAGUUCUUGGAUUUCGCCUAUCGACACUGUAAUGAACUGGGCGCCAUUUCUACUAAAUACGGGUAUAGUAGAUAUAGGAGGUUAUGCAGAAGUUAACAAUGCGGCACAAAAGACAAAAAAGUUUGUUGACGCUGGCGAUUGGAAACAGGCAACAAAGUUUUGCGGUUUCACCCAAGCUGUAAUUUCGUUAGCAUCUUACGGUAUUGACGUCUAUAAUAUUCUAGACAAAACAAAUUAUUCGAUGGAAAAUAGGAACAUUUUCUUCUAUGAUGAAGACAUUAUAUUGCAUCGAUAUUUUAUGCCUAACAUGAAAAAACUUGAGGAAUUGAUGAAUGGCCCAGUAAAAGAAGCGCUCGAUCUUCAAAUUGGCCAUGGCAACCAAUCUGAAGAAGUUUUCGAACUCUUAAAACCAGAAUUUAUGAAGCCUGCCGUUGAUUUAGUGGAAAAACUGCUUAAUGAAACCGACUUAAAUGUAUUCAUAUACGGUGGACAAUUGGAUUUACUUGUUGACAUUGCAGGCAUGACUGUUUGGGUCGACAAUCUAAAUUGGAAAAGUUCUGACAUUUGGAAACAGGGAAUGAUUAGGGAACCGCUCGUCGUUGAUGAUAUUCUCGAGGGCUAUUACAAACGUCAAGAUAACUUCGCAAUAUAUUGGGUCUUGAGAGCCGGUCAUAUGGUUCCAAAAGAUAAUCCAGCAGCAAUGAAGACAAUACUAGAAAAUCUGACAAGCCCCCCAAAGGUGUGAACAAAAAUAAAACUUUUUAGCUUUUAUAUUUGUAAAUAUAAAAACUAAAUAUGUAUAAUUUAGAUGACUCAUAUUACUAAAACUGUUUUAUAGAUUUUCUUAUUUAAGAAAUGGAAGACAAUUAAAAUAAUUUUAUUAUUAAAGAAUAAUUCUGACUAUA
Messenger RNA from Nylanderia fulva, 1524 nucleotides. RefSeq names its product retinoid-inducible serine carboxypeptidase-like. Gene Ontology annotation, biological process: proteolysis. Gene Ontology annotation, molecular function: serine-type carboxypeptidase activity. NCBI's taxonomy places the organism in Eukaryota, Metazoa, Arthropoda, Insecta, Hymenoptera, Formicidae. The record is from RefSeq and is a predicted model, not a curated record.